Cryptotermes secundus is the source of this 4909-nucleotide messenger RNA. RefSeq names its product sodium channel protein Nach. Bases 225 to 1727 code for a protein of 500 amino acids. The transcript is spliced from 11 exons. Gene Ontology annotation, biological process: sodium ion transmembrane transport. The record is from RefSeq and is a predicted model, not a curated record. NCBI's taxonomy places the organism in Eukaryota, Metazoa, Arthropoda, Insecta, Blattodea, Kalotermitidae. Gene Ontology annotation, cellular component: membrane. Gene Ontology annotation, molecular function: ligand-gated sodium channel activity.
GAACCACUAAAUUCAAGAAAUUUCAUCAGUACAUAAAACAUUCUUGUGUUAACAAACACACACCCACUUUCACAUAAAACAUUUUUAUGUUAACCCACACGCCCAUUUUCAAACACACAAUACUUCAUUAUGACAACAAUUCAGAAACAGGAUAUUACAGUAGUUUCAGCAAAGUGCUGUGUAAGGAUUCUUUGUUAAAUUCAAAUCACUGGUAAACUUGAAAAAUGAUUCCAGGCACAAGACCAGCAUCCUCUGCAAUGCAUAUUUUAAAGAAUAUCAAAGAGUAUUUUAGGCACAGCACAAUUCACGGAUUGUAUUACAUAGCAGAAGAAGAUCGUCACUGGACUGAGAGAGUUUUCUGGACUACUGCUGUGUCCUUAUCCUUAUGGUGUACAAUCAUCGUAACUUUAUCAUCGUACAGAGAAUUCAGAGAGCAUUCUGUAAGUUUUGUUGUGGAAACAACCUAUCUCCACUGGAACACAACAUUUCCAGCAUUCACAGUCUGUGAAAAGGAAGAAGAAGAGUAUAUAUGGGAUCACUUUGAAAAGAACUACCCAGAGGACACUGACUUCAAUUUAGUAAGAGUUCUUAAAGAGAUUAUAUACUACAGAGGCACAUGCCAUUCAUGUGAAGAAUGUAAGAAAGGGCUGGACUGCUCAACAAUAUUCGAGAAGAAUUUUGAGAUACCUGCACCAUGUGACAAAGUAUUUGCUUUUUGCAAAUGGAAUGACCAACCAUUCAACUGCUGUGCUAAUUUCUUACCCCUAAUAUCUGAAACAGGUUCAUGCUAUACUGUCAACUCCAUUCACACAAGACAAGAUUCAAAACAAAUAAAAAUGAUCUCCAGCAGAGAAACAGGACCUGGAACUCUUACAGUUGGAGUUAAAAGGAAUGUAUGGGUAUUCAUGCAUUCUUCUUCAGAUGUGUUCAUAUCCAUUCAUGAGAGUAAUAAAAGAUGGUCUGUGCUUGGGUAUGGUGAGACAUGGACUGUGCUGUUUAAUGUGGUUGAAAUUGUGAAUGACCCCCUAUUGCAACAAGUCCCAAUCAAGAGACGAGGAUGUCGCUUUCCUGAAGAAAUACCAGACCACUACAAAUUAUUCAAGUAUUAUAGCUAUUCUACCUGUGUGCUUGAGUGUCGAGCUAUCAAAAUGUUGGAACACUGCAACUGUAUCAACCACAUUAUUCAUCCAGCUGUUUCAGGCAACUUCACACCAUGCAACAUCGAUGGACUUCUUUGCCUUAACAAUAUAUACAGUGAUCUAGUGAAACUGAAGGGAAAACACUCAGAAAGUGAGAUGGAAUCGGGUAUGACAUGUGACUGCAGUGCUGACUGCAAUGAACCAGACCAGUUCAUACUACAUGAGGAGAAAAAGCUAACAAAGAAAUACAGUGAAAUAAAGUUUGUGAUGGAGACCCUACCAAAUGAACGAUUACGAAGAAAUGUCGUCCGAAGCAAGCUGGACUUGGUUGUAUCCUUAGGAGGGAUUGCUGGGUUAUUUCUUGGAGCAAGUCUGAUCAGCAUUGUGGAGAUACUUAUUCAUUUCUUCAUAAGGAUUUGGACAACACAUCCACAAACAAAUGAUAGCAAUGCAACCAAAGAUAUUCUCAGACAAAGUAAGAAAGAUGUUCAGAAGCAACUUUCACAUGUACAAAACACAAAUACUGAAUUUGGUACAACACUUCCAUAUUAUGAAAAGGACUAUGGGGUUGCUGCAAUUUUCAGCUAAAUUCUUCAACAUUCACAUAAGACAUGCUACUGUUUCUGUUUCUGUGAAUCUUAGACUUUCUAUGUACUGUAAUGCAUAUUAAAUUUUUUUUUAACUGGAAUGCAUGCUGAAGUGUAACAAAUAAUAUGCUUCUUAUGUACACACAGCUUUACAAUCAUAUUACAGGAAUCUGCAAUGUACAAAACAUAGUACUAUAUUUUACUGUGCUAGCACAUGAAGAAGAUUGAGAAAGAGGCAGAACGAAUGUCUCAUAGCUGUACGCAUAAAAGUAUGCUCUGUGGAACUCCAAGGCCCAACACAAAGACUAGACAUCUAAUCUUGUUGGCAGUAACAACCUCCACACUUCAAUCUUACACUUGCAGUUUCUUCUAUAGUUCUUUUCCAGUCUCUGAGGUAUGCCUUUCAUUCUGCAUCCUGGAAACUCCAAUGCAAUGAAUUUUACAGCACUGUAACAUUGAUUCCUCAAUAUAUUCCUUUUUCGCGCAUUCUUUGCAAAAUUGUAAAUGAUAUGAAACAAAACUGGGAAACUGUCUUUGUCUACUUCAUCUGAAGAUCUACUGAAUUCUGAUGAAAUUAUGAAUUAGAGAAGACACAGAUGCCUCCCUCCCUGCAUCACAGAAGUCAAAUUUUGGACUGUGGUCUUCUGGGUUGUGACAUGAUAUAUUCUGGACGCAGCCUACACACCUUUCACAACCCAGAAAAUCAGUCUAUAUCAAAGCUGCUGGGUGAAUUUAAUUUCUGUUCACAAUGAACCAGUAUACCUUUUAUUUCAUGUGAAGCUCAAACUGAUCACCGAUUUUCUAAUAAAAUGGUUCCUUUGAAAAUAAAUUUGUAUAGAUUAUAAACUAUAAAUAUCACUAAGAAAUAAAACUUUUAUUUGAAACAUGUUUUGAGUGGUAUAUACUUAAAGAAACAAUAAAAACAUACAUUCCUCUAUUUAGAAUUCUUUGUCAACAGAAUACAGUUGCGCUAUGUUCCAAAUAUUUGGCACCAAUUUCUACCAUAAGAAUUCAGUACAAGAUGAAGAAGGUAAACAACUAAAAUUGAUUUGUACCUGUAAUAAUUGAACAUCAAGCUCACAGAGCUAGUAGUUAGAAAUAUUACACAGGUCAGUAAUUGAUUUCUACUGUCCUGGGUCAAGCUGAAAGUUACAGAAACAACAUAACAUUAUUAUUAUAUAUAUAUUAUUAUAUAUACAGCAAUAAAUCACAUUCAACUCUGACACAUCUUCAUUUGGUAUAAAGGCACUUACACUGUGGUGAAAAUGUGAUGAUAUAGUCUACUACAGUAUAAUAAGACAGGGCUGCUGUCAGAAAACUCAAUAUUCAGUUGUCUAGAAAAAUGAUACUGGAUAUCCACAAUUCUUGAAUUUCUUUGGCAGUAUCAGUACAUGUGUGAAAACUAAGCACUGAGCAUUUUAUUUUUGAUUUAUCACAUUUUUAAUGCGGUUUGCCUGCUACAGCCAACUCUCGAGGCAUUGAAAUCCAAAGGCCCAACACUGCUACCACAGAAGCCUGCAAUUGGAUUCAGUGCCAAGCAAGUUAAAUUCAAUCCAUAAAUACCUAACUCUACUAACUUCUGAAACAUUAAUUACCCUAGAAUAACUGCAUAAACUUUAUUCUGUUCAUGUAAUUUCUCUCGCUUCCAAGGUGGUUCAAUUUGCUUCCUCAACUUACAAAUAUUUGGUAUAUAUUUUCUUCCUUCAAGGAAUAAACUAAUCACACCAACUUGACAGAUUAUAGGCUGUCAGUGACAGUUUUUUAAGUAGAAGUAUCAUCCAUUUCCCAUGUCUAUUCCUCUCAACUUUAUCAUGUACCACAGUUUUAAAUGUUAUCAUGGGAUAUGGUAUUUUACUGAUUUCUUUCAUAUGUCUUCUGAAACCACAAAGGCUAACAACAAUGUUGUGAAUCACAUACCAAAACUCAAUCACCAUAUUCUAUACAACUAGUCCACAACAGAAUCUCUUAGUUAUGAAAUUUAUGGACAUGGAAAAGAUCUGAUUCUACAACUGCACAGUCAUGUUUACUAAAAAUAAGAACAAUAAACAGUGUGUUCAACUGCAAUGGCAAAAUGCUGCAAGUGAUAGCAUGAUAGCAGCUUACAGCAUGACCAUGAAGGAACAGCCUAUGGAUCUUAUCUGCAAGCAUCACUCGCUCUCCCUAUUUACAUAGAACCUAUGGAUCUUAUCUGCAAGCAUCACUCGCUCUCCCUACUUACAUAGAACCUACGGAUCUUAUCUGCAAGCAUCACUCACUCUCCCUACUUACAUAGAACUUCUUUACUAACUACUCUAAAAAAGUGAUACUAACUUACCAUAUUUUACAGCAACUGCUGGAAGUGACCACAUCUGCUUCUGAUCAUGCCUCACAGUGCCUAAACAUGUAGCAUAACAUUUUCUGGAGUUAGUCCUCUGAAACUGAUGCAAUUACACAUGCUAUGGAAUGAAGGUUUCUUCAUUCUAUAUUUAUGUUAUUUUUCAUAUUGACAUGUUCAAUAAGGUAAUACUCCUUUGAUACACAUGACUUUGUAGGAACUUGUACUUGUGGGUAUUUACUAAUAAGCUAAUAAGCUGCCAAAUGCACUUUCUGUAAGCUUUCUUUCCUAUGAAGGAUUUGACUAUGAAAACUCACGGCUGAAUUAUAUACCUCCCUGAAAGAAAAAGCAAAUUCAAAUCUCAAGAUAAAAUGAUCUGAGAAAGCAGAGCUUUUACAUGCUAUCACACUAGGUUUGUUGACUGCGAAUGGGUGUCACCAUAUAUCUAUCACAGACAAAACACACUGCUGACUCUGUUCAUAGCAUUCAUACUGUAAUGUUUUUGGAGUAGGUACUUCCAUGGUAAUGCAAUAACAGUGGGCCAUUGCGUAGAUAAUGCCGAAACAACGAAUGUCUUUUCCCAGAGAUGGACAAUGAAGGUUUGUUGCGCAACAAUGGACUGUCGAAACAGCAGAAACAGAGCCGUGAGAAAUGGUGUCUGGUAUUCGGUCCAAAGAACACCUAUAUAAGGGGGCAACAUACCAGACAUUGCAGAGUUGGGUAGAUGAGCACUGAGCCAGAAGUCAAUGUUAAGAGUGUUGCAGUCAAAGGCAGUCUAGUAUUCACCGAGAUAUAGUGGAAGCAGUAAUUGUGAUACUGCAAGUGAUAAUAAUUGUAGAGUGUGUCAGCCUCGUGAUGAUAAUUGAGGA